Babesia bigemina is the source of this 4503-nucleotide messenger RNA. RefSeq names its product Ribosome-binding protein 1. The coding region runs from base 1 to 4503 and encodes 1500 amino acids. The record is from RefSeq and is a predicted model, not a curated record. The transcript has a single exon. Lineage: Eukaryota; Apicomplexa; Aconoidasida; Piroplasmida; Babesiidae.
AUGGCGUCACAUGGAGUUCCGCUAAAGACUCUUAAGGACUGUCUCCAGUUCCUUCAGUGGUUAGAAAAUGAUAGUAAUAUGCAGGGCCUUGUCGGCCAUAGACUGGAUAAGCUGCUUGAGAAAAGAUAUGAAAAUGUUAAUGCAUCGCUAAUUGCUAAAGAACUGUCCCAAUUCCUUAAUUCCGCAUCUACGUUUCAUAAGAAGUUAUGCACAAAACCUAGUGGUUCAUACACUGGCAAUAAAAGCGCUAAAAAUGUUACAAACGCACUACUCGACUGCAUUCCCAGAUUUCUCUCAGCGAUUUAUUUCUUGCGGUACAAGGUGGAUGUGAAUUUCAAGGCACUUGGCGGAGGGGAUUGGGCAUAUAAGGAUGUUGGAGUGAUUGCAAUGUACGCUAGAUUUCAUAAAGAUGUAGCCGAACGUAUGAUACGCACUGCUGGUGAUAUCGAUAAAUAUCUCAUUACGAAGUCCGGUGAUGAGUACGGUGGCAUUGUACCUGGUGGGUUUGAGCCAGGUGAGUUAAAAGAAGGUUAUCGUGUCAGCCGUAGCGAGGGCUAUAACCCGGGUUCUGCUAUGCUAGGUGACCUGCAAAAUAUAUUGGAGAAGUACUCCAAUCAGAACAGGCAGAAUUAUUUCCUUGAUGUGUUUUCCACAACUGUGUUGUCAAACUCUGGUGCCGAUACGUCCAACGUCGCAAAUGCCCUUCGACUGGUGCAAGAUUUUUGUAAGAUAUUUGACGAAGUAAAUGAGAGCGAUUUCGAAAAUCAUUUGUACACGAAAGAUAGGUGCUUCGAUUUGCCACAAUUGCAAAAACAUUGCAAAAAUCUUAUAGGACCUCUCAACAAAUUGUUCAACCAGGACGCCUUUUCCUUCACCGGUUAUGCGCGGGAAUACAAGAAGCUUAAAAAGCAGGAUAUUGCUAAGAAAAUGGCGAGUUGGUUUAAAAGAAAUCUGGAAACGGUGAUGAGGCAUAUUAAGGAAAUUGAAGGUUUUACUAGCAAAAAAAACUUCAAAAGUGUAUCCGUUCGGAAGGGUACUGCUCCGUCUACGCAUAUUAAAGCAGAGCUCGAGAAAUACUUCACUGAGAACUUUAUCCGCUACGGAUUUACAUUUUAUCAUCACGAAUAUAAAACGCGCGACCCUCCGUAUAAUGUUUUAAAAACGGAUUGGGAUGGGGUAAUAGGGAUGCUUAAGACACCUGGCAGCGGUUUGGAUGAACUUCUGCAAAUUUUGAAUGGUGAGAAGUGUAAACAAAGGAUGAAAGAUGAAGAAGAUGAAGAGGCUAAGGAAGAGCCAGAGGAUAUGGAAUUGCUAAAUGGUGAGAUGGUUCCUGUCUCCAAAAAGGAGGAGCCUCCGCCUGGCAAGGUCCCCGACGAUCCCAAGGAAGUUGUGCCCGAGAUGAAAUCAGCUCCGGCAGAUGGGCCACCGAAGUCGGCUGCCACUAGAGCUCAGGGUGUUGAUAGUCCGAGUGAGAAAGUGGAGGGAGCACAGAACCAGGGCAAGAAGGCGGAGGGAGCGCAGAACCAGGGCAAGAAAGCGGAGGGAACUCCAAAUCAAGGAAGUAAUCACAGUGUAGCAAAUACUUCUAGUUCACCGGUUUUACAGGCAGUACAAACUCAGCCUCCAAGUGAUUCACGUGCAGGCUAUGAGCCACCUGGUGACCCUGUUCCCAGUAGUGGACAGGUCCGGGAUGGUCAGGCGGUUUCUUCGGGAUCUGUUCCACAAGGUGGUCAAGUAGCUCAGUCAGGUGCAAGGGAUGAUGCCACGACAUCCUCUGCUGCAGCUUCGGCUUCAGGUGGAGGUGGAGCCAGUAGAGGGGGUGGGGGAAAUAAUAGGAUUAAUUUUCCCUUCGAUGUGGACACUGCCAUACAAAAAUUCACGAAGCAAAAUCAGCAGAGACUAAAAGAAGCUGAAUCAUUCCUGGAUAACUUGGAAAAACGCAAAGAGAAUCGUGUAGCGGAACGUUCGAAAGAAGAUGACUAUCUACAGUCGGAACUUAAGAUGUUAGAGCGGAGUUUACCUGUUCUUGGUGGUGUAACCAUUCCAAACCCUGUUACAGUCUUCGAUGGCCUGGAUGGCUUAGUGUCGCAGGAUGACACUCAGUCUCUCCCCGACCCAAUACUACAACAACAGGAGGCAGACGAUGAAUGGAAAUUUGAGCAGCAGAAGGCAUACGAGGUGCAGGAAGACUAUUUUCAGAAGCUAACAGAAGUGAUAAAUCGUUCUCAGCAUGGAGGACUAUUUAAUGGACUUAAAACUACUGUUAUAAAAGAUUCUGCCUCUCAUCCAUUUUAUGACGGUACAUUAACACGCAUUGACGGUAACAAACUGCAACACCCAUCGCACACGAACGAACAAGAGAAGCAAAAAGUCGACGAUGCCAAUCACUUCUGGGUAAAAUUUCAUGAACAACAAAAGCAACGUGAAAGUGAUGAACUGGAUAAGAUUAUGAAUGAGACAGACAAGAUAAAAAAGCAGGUCGAAGCAAAGUAUGCUGCGGAUCAAAUCAUUGGUAGAGAAUUUUUCGAGCAGGACCUGCUUGAAGAUGUACAUGAGGAACUCAUCGACAUACCACCGCAACCCACGGUUGAUGGCUACGCAAUAUCGCGAGAGACUAAUGUAAAAACAUAUAUACCACCUCCGGUGAUAGAUACGGAACCAGCAGAUCUGCUCGUAGAACGACAAAAUAUGUGGCUAUUUCAGGGAGGUACAGAAUCGGGAGAUGACUUGGACAGUAAGCUGGAGAUGGACAUUGAGAAUCAAGCACUUCGUAAAAACGCAUCGUCGCUUUAUGGUUUUGCAGUUCCAAACCCCGUUAAUCACUACAGCUUACUGGAUGGGACGACGUUGCACGAUGAUUCGCAGUCUCUCCCUGACGCUGCACGUCAACAACAGGAAGCAGACGAAGAAUGGAAAGGACGACUGCAGAAAAUUCAUCAGCAGCAGGAAAGCGACGCUAAGACUCUGAGUGAAAGAAUAAAGCAAACUCAGUAUGAUACACUGCUUAAGCAAGUUGAGAAGAAUGUACCGGAGGGCGACGUUAUCAAGUAUUCCCCACCAGACCUUACGAAAAUUGGGACGCCGAUAGGUUACCCUUUAAAGCAUAAGAAAACUGAUUAUCCACAAUUCUACGAUAAUAGAAGCAAAGAGUCGCAGAAGUUUAGGCCUGCUGGACCUCAAGGAAUCGUAUUAUCGCAAAGUGGUCAGAUGAAGGCACGUCUCCCACCGCUUCGAAAGAAAUCACAUGUAUCUCCGAUUUCGAUGCAAUUGGAUGGGAUGCCUCCUUCUAUUUUAGUGGAUUCCAUUGGAUACGACCUAACGCGUUCUCCGGAUCAAAAGGUAAAACAUGAUGUUCCGAUUACAUCACACUACACGCCGCCACCUCCACUAACAGGUAAGCCAACGGACAACAAUGCAAUAGUUUCGGACGGUUCAUUCGUGGAACCUGCCACUUUACCUCCCGCGCUCCCUCCGCCCAUCGAUUUCGUUUUCAAGGCUGCCACCCCUAGAUUGGAAAAAGUACCUGACCCAGACCCAUUAGACCUCCAUAUCGACAUCCCCAAACUCACAUUGCCAGACAAAGACCUCGACUUUGACUUGGAUUUUGACGAUGACUCAACGCAUAUUAAGGAUAACACUCUGCCCAACCCUAUCGUUCCUUCCACUCAUGCAAUCUCAUUCACUCUUCCACCUCCAGACCCGAUACAGUCUCUGCCGCCACCCGAAGACUUCGAUAAAAAGACUAUCAAACAACCGGACAUUACAUUGUGCCUCUCUUCCUGGGCUACUCCAACACCCACGCAUGGAUCUAGCGACAUUCCCGAGACGGAGCUGUUCCCUGCCGAGGCACCGCGCACCGUCCGGGAUAUGCUCACUUGGCUCGCAGGGCUUCGGAACCCAAAGCAUCACGAUACCCUGAAACAAUGUAUUAACAAAGCAUUUAGCGGCCAUCAUAAGGACCCUUCACAGCUUGCAAUAUUCAUUAACCACGCCAAAAUCAGACCCGGAGAUGUCUUCGACAUACUCCAGCUUACCGCCAUGUUUGCAGGUUCCGUGCUCACCUCCAUUGCGCCUAACUGGAAGGCAAACGUGUCAUCAAGAAUCGUGAAGCCUAACUCUUCCACCCAAUCCGAGGUACCUGAUUGCUGCGCCCUCCUCUGCCAGCUGCGUGACUACGUCUACGCCUGCCACCACCAGUUGCAGUUCCUCAAGGCGCAGUGUAAUCGGGAUAAACUAAGUGGUGGUUGGAAAAAUGAUGAGUACGGCAGUGACAUCACUGCUUCCAAUUCCCCCCUCCAGGCGUUCCUGACUGACGGCUGGGACUCCACCUUCGAGACUCACCUCUUCGACCCGUGCAACCUGUGCCACAAGAGCAGAAUCAGGAUGGGAUUUAAGAAGAAUGAUUUGCCAAAGACCUCGCAACUGGGGAGUGUCAUUUCCACCAUCCUCUCUCCCAGCUGCGGCGGUGAGGAGCAUGGCGCUCUAGUAAACACAGUAUUGUGA